Molecule: messenger RNA, 1358 nt
Organism: Achroia grisella
Lineage: Eukaryota; Metazoa; Arthropoda; Insecta; Lepidoptera; Pyralidae
Product: odorant receptor 4-like
Exons: 9
Coding region: 1-1212 (403 amino acids)
Biological process (GO): sensory perception of smell; detection of chemical stimulus involved in sensory perception of smell
Cellular component (GO): plasma membrane
Molecular function (GO): odorant binding; olfactory receptor activity
Source: RefSeq, a predicted model, not a curated record
AUGUCGGACAGAACAAUAUUAAAAGCGAAAACAGAAAUUUACACAUCUUUGCGUAUGAUCACUUUAUGUAUGAAAUGCCUAGGUUUAUCAUUUGAAGAUGCAAAGACAAUAACUACUUAUGUCAUCCAGAAAAUGAAACUCCUUCUUUGUGUUAGUGCUGUGUGCUAUCACGUCUUCAGUGACAUUGUUUACAUAGGCCUCACGUUGUCUGAUUCACCACGGGUACAGGACGUUGUUCCGCUUUUUCACCCUUUUGGAUAUAGUAUUUUAAGUAUCGCGAAGGGCUUUGCGCUAUGGUACAAGAGAGAUGAAUUCAAGCAACUAAUUAAUGAACUAGCUGUAAUUUGGCCGGAUCCACAGUUUGAUAAGGAUGCACAAACUAUUAAAGAAAAUGCACUUACCGCCUUGCACAUCACCCAUCAAUGGUACUCCGGUGUAAACAUAAUUGGAGUAGCGUUUUAUUGUGUGACUCCAAUCGGCAUAUAUGUGUACGAUUUGUUAUUAGGACGAGAAGCUGAAAUUGGUUUCGUUUGGUUCUCUUGGUACCCGUGCGAUAAACGAAAGCCUUUGGCACACAUUCUUAUAUAUUUAUUUGAAGUAUUUAUUGGACAAACUUGUGUAUGUGUUAUGGUGAGCACUGAUCUACUAUUUUCUGGAAUGGCAAGCCAUAUUAGUAUGCUUUUACGCAUGCUUCAGCAACGAUUGGAGAAUAUAGGAUCUACUGAACAAACGGAUGAAGAAAUGUAUAAAGAUAUAAUAGGGAAUAUUAAGCUCCAUCAACGCCUUAUAAGGUACUGCAACGACCUAUCAGAAACAUUUUCACCGUCAUUUCUUGUGAACGUUGUGCUAAGCUCAAUCAACAUUUGCUGUGUCGUAUUUGUUAUUGUCCUAUUGGACCCAUUGAUAGACGGCAGCAACAAACUAUAUUUAAGCUCGGCUUUGAUGCAAAUAGGAAUCCUGUGUUGGUAUGGAGACCUAAUAAUUCACGCGAAUGCGGACGUCGCUGUAGCAGCGUAUAAUAGCCGUUGGUACCGUACUAAUCCUCGCUGUCGUCGCGCUCUGCUUUUCCUUAUACAGAGGGCCCAAAAACCGAUAGCCUUUACUGCUAUGGGUUUUACAGAUAUAUCAUUGACCACUUAUACAUCGAUUCUGACAACAUCGUACUCAUACUUUGCUCUCGCUUAUACUAUGUACAACAAAAAUUUGAAAUGAUCAUCACACUACGUACCAUACCCAAACUAGAAAUCUAAUGCUGUAUAUAUUGUUUGAUAAAUGUUAUCCAGACAUUCUCUAUAGUAUCAUGAUAUCAUAUUUUUGUGCAUAUAGACGCUUUAUUAGAAAAAAAUUACUUAUUAGUA